Messenger RNA from Entamoeba dispar SAW760, 3096 nucleotides. RefSeq lists its product as uncharacterized. Bases 1 to 3096 code for a protein of 1031 amino acids. Lineage: Eukaryota; Evosea; Mastigamoebida; Endamoebidae. The record is from RefSeq and is a predicted model, not a curated record. The transcript has 2 exons.
AUGAUUCUAGAUGCAGGAGAUUUAAAACUUAUUGCUCCAUCAAAUGAGGAUAGUGGGUUGUUAAUUUUUAGCAAUGAAACAAGAGCACUCUUAUGUAAAAAAGUAUUAGAAGAGAUAUUAAAAGACCCAUCAAAAUUUCCAUCAAACUAUAUGUCAAAAAAACAGGUGAAUAGAGAUAAGUUUAUGUUUACAUUAUCAGUUUUUGGUGCAUGUUUUUAUGAUGGAAUUAGAAGUGAUUCUUUAAUAAAAAUUAAACAAGCAAUAGAGAUUUAUGAUGAUUGGAUGACUUCGGUUCCACGAAAUAAAAUUAUUACAACUGAAUUUUUAAAGAUAAUGAUUAAUCAAUUAACUCUCCCUUUUUCUUCUUCAAACGAAUCGAAUAUCCCAGAACGAGUUGAUUUAUUAUUGAAAAUAGCUCAUUUAUUUAAAAAACUUUCUUCAGGAGAAUCAAAACAUUUAUUUACUGAAACAACACAAAUAAAUCAAGAAUUGGUUGUUCAUUUACUUAAAGUUCUGUUUACUAUUCUUUAUAAAAUUAUGAAAUCUUCUUUAAUUAAUGAUUAUCAAUGUAUUUCAGUAUUGUCAGAAACAUUAUUUUGUUUAUUACUUGUUUGUGAACCUUCUCAAGAAGUAAAAGAAUUAUAUAAAUUAUUCCCAAAAUUAUUUACUCUUUGGAUUUCAUUUUAUGAAUUUAGAAAGGUAUUUGUUCAAUUCAUUCUUGUUAUUCAGAAAAAUUAUUUAUUACAUUAUAAAACUUUACUUAUUAUUCCGAUAACUCCUCCUCUUAUUUCAAAUUGUCCUUUUGGCACUAUUUUUAUUAAAGAAAAACAUUUAAGAUUAUUAUGGAUUACAUUAAUUCCUUGUUUAAAUGUAUCAUCAUUAACACCAAUUGAUUUAUUAGAAAUAACUAAAGCAAUUGGUGAUUUAUUAGAUGAUGCAAUAACAUCUAACACAAGUAUUUUUAUAUUAAAUAAAAUUUAUGGAAAUCUUUUCUUUUCUUUAAUAAGACAAUACAACGACAUUUCAUAUCAAGAGGCUAUUAAUUUUUGUGUUAUUAAAACUUUAUGUUUGUAUGAAACAUAUAUUAAAGAUAUUAUUCAAUCACCUACUUUAUUAGCUGAGCUUAUGAUUUUUAUUCGUUAUUGUUUAAAAUCACAACAAAUUAAUAUUGUUAUUAGUACAUUAUCUUCAUUUGAUUUAUUAUUAGAUGCCCAUAUAUCUGAAUUCAUUUUAUUAUAUAAAGAUAUCGUAUAUUCAAUGUUACAAUUAACUUCUUUUUAUGAUUCAACAAAAGACAAAUCUCUAUUAAAAGUUAUUAUCACAACAUUAUCUUCAUUAUCAUAUUAUUUUCCAUUAUUAAGUGAAUACGCAUUAAUACAAUCAAAUAGGUAUUAUGAAAAAUAUUUAAACUCUAUUUCAAAUUUUAUUUCUGUAUUUGCUCGAUUAAAUCCAGAUGAAAUUACGAAUUAUUUAUAUAAUUUUAAAGAAACAAUAACAAAAAUAGUUGACUCUUUGUUUCAGAAUUUUAAUCCAAUUGAGUUUGUAAGUUUAUAUAGAAUUUUUGAUUCAGUAUUACAAAUUAUUGAUAGCAUUACUGAGUUACAAAUAAUUAUUAAAGGCCUUACACAUGUAAUGAUUGAAAUAGUUCAAAGGUUGAUUCAUUAUUCAUCUGCUCAAAUUAUUAAUUGUUUUAUUGAUAAAGUUAUAGAAUACUCAACUUAUAAUGAGUCUAUUGGGAAUGACCUAUUUAUUUAUGUUGAUGAAAUGAUGAAAUAUAUUGCUGAUCAUGAUGUAAUAUUGAUAAAAAACAAUCUUGAAAGAAUUAUGGGCUUUUAUUAUUUUUAUAUGAGUCAUGGAAUUAAAAAUCAUUAUUAUACUCAUCUUAAUGAAUUAUCUCUUCUUUCGUUUAUAUCACAAAAACAACACAUUAUUAAUACUCAAAAUAGUUAUCAAAAAGUCAAUGAAGUUGGUUGUAAAGCAAUCAAUUUAGAAUGUCUUUCAAAAAUUACUUUAUGGUUAGAGAAAGAUAGAGUUAUUAGUUCAUUUGUUAAUACAAACAAUAAAUUAAUUAUUCUUACUAGAGGAUGGAAUGGAACAGAAACUUAUUCAAUUAAACUAUUAAAUAAACAGGCUCAAAGAACUCAAUGCUCCAUUCAACAAAAAUGUAUUACUUUAAAUGAAAAAUAUUCUGAAGAACUUAAUGGAAUUAUUGAAUUUAAUAAAGCAAUUAAUGGAAGUCAAAAAAUUAAUAAUGAAGAACAAAUUAACUUGCUUCUUAAAACUGAAAGAAAAUAUAAUAAAAAAUGUCAGACAGAAUACCAAGGAAAUUUAAUUAAUAAUCCAAUGAGUAUUUUAUGGAAAGGAACUAUUUUUAAUGACAAUGAUAAAAGGGCUGUUUGUACAUUAAAAGAUUUAAAUAUCCUUCAACAACUUCAAAGUAUUAAAAGUUCUCUUAUUCGAAAUCGAAUUUAUUGUAGAGUUGUUGAAAAAGAAUUUAAUCAAUACAUUCAAAUUAAUGAAAAUUUAAGAAUUGAAGAACCAGUAUUACAAGUUAUUAUGAAAAAAAGCAAGAAUAACCAAUGGAUUGGAAAAAGAAGAAGAAAUGUUUGUGAAUUUUUAUAUUCAAUUGAAACUCAAGAAUCUACUCAACAAAUUAAAAAUGAUGUUGUUAUUUUUGUUGAUGAUGAUAUUCCAGAACAAACCCAAAUUGAAGAGUAUGUUGUUGGAAUUAAAGUAGUUGAUUGGAAUAUGAGAGAAAUUAAAAUUAAAUGUAUUGAUAAAAUUGAAUUUAUUGGUUAUAGAAAUAAAAAAGAAAUUAUUGACACUAUUGAAGGAGAAAUUAUGAGACUUAUUCAAAGAGAUUCUCCUAAUAAAAUGCUUCAAGAGUACUCAGACGAUAUUAUUCAAAGAAUGAAUAUUACACCGUCAAACCCUGAUCAAUGGAUAUUUAAUGAUAUUAUUGGUACUUAUCUUUCAAGAGAAUCAUUAAACAAUUUUAUAGUAUUAUGGAACAAUAAAAAUUAUGUUAGUUUCAAAGAUUCACACCAAAACACAAUAACCAAAGAAGAAGAAAAAAAAGAAAAGUUUGACAAAUAG